Trichomonas vaginalis G3 is the source of this 297-nucleotide messenger RNA. RefSeq lists its product as uncharacterized. The record is from RefSeq and is a predicted model, not a curated record. Bases 1 to 297 code for a protein of 98 amino acids. The transcript has a single exon. Lineage: Eukaryota; Parabasalia; Trichomonadida; Trichomonadidae.
AUGGACUCCAUAGACAAGAAAGUUCAUGAGAAAUUAGAUGAAGAAGAACUUGAAGAUACAGUAGAGAAUGCUAAACCUUUGUUUGAAGAAGAAGUUGGAAAAAUGUGCGAAAAACAAUUAGAACAUGAACGUGAGUUAUGUUAUGGUUAUAGAGAUUCUCCAUACGAACUAGACCAAUGGGAACAAGAAAAUUUAAAGAGAGAAUUUAGAGAAUAUGAACUCGCUAAGAUAGCAUUAGAAGCUGCAGAAAAGAAGUUAAAAGCUUGGGGUCGUUUUGUACAAAAAUAUUGUGAGUAA